UCGAGGACCAAACGCGUUGGAAACCUCAGGGGAGCGGGCCGCGUCCGCUUGCGCCCAGACACCCCAUCGGGGCCCCCGGCCAUUGCAGCCCCCUCGCAGGCUGCCGGGGUGCGGCCCUGGAAGGAAGCCCACACCCAAAUGAACUGGAGUCUGUCAUUUAUGUUGAAGACGUUACCAAAAUAUGGCUGCAAUGGCUGGAGCUGCAACGACCCGAAUCCAGAAGCCAGGAGCUUCCUCUGGGUCUCCCAGCGACCUGCAGAACGCGGCCGCUGAAUCUUUCGCCUCUGCCUUUGCCGCGCUGCUGCUCUGCCCUACAGAGCUGGAGAAGUGCCGCCUCCAGGCCACGCAGGAGAUGGAGACUUCGGGGAAGAUUGUCAACAGCCAGAACAUGGUUUGGUAUGCCGUGAAUCAAGUCCUUAGGAAGGAUGGCCCCUUGGGCUUCUACCACAGAUUCUCAAGCACUUUACUUCAAGAAGUACCAGGCUAUUUCUUCUUCUUCGGUGGCUAUGAACUGAGCCGAUCAUUCUUUGUAUCAGGGAGAUCAAAGAAUAAACUAGAUAAAUGUUCUGUCCCUUUGAUAUUAAGUGGUGGAGUUGGUGGGAUUUGCCUCUGGCUUACUGUAUACCCAGUGGAUUGCAUUAAAUCCAGAAUUCAAGUUCUGUCCAUAUCUGGCAAACAAGCGGGAUUUACAGGGACUUUGCUAAGUGUUGUGAGGAAUAAAGGAAUAGCAGCCUUAUAUUCUGAACUGAAACCUACUAUGAUUCAAGCAUUUCCUGACAAUGGGGCACUAUUUUUGGCCUACGAGUACAGCAGGAAGUUGAUGAGCCAGUUCGAAGCAUACUGAAGUGUCUUGGUGGGUCUGGAUCCAAACACAGGAAAUUGAGGAUUGCAGUUCAUCUCAGGGUUUCACAGAGGAUGAGAUUGAUGUGGAAUGAGUCUGAUUUCUUGGGAAUUCUGUUUUUGUCUUCCUUUCUUCUGCCCUAAGUCUGAAACUUUAUGGAAGAACCUCUAUUUUUACAUCCUAUAAUUUCUAUCUAGAAUUUGUAUUGAAAUUGAAAAGCUGGUGCUCUUGCCCUUGGUAGCAUGUAUGAGUACAAGUGGCUCUUUGCUCCCAACCUCAAAGGUUGAAUGUAGUUCUGUCAGGGAAGUUGCAUUAGCCUGGAUGCAUUACAUGCAGUUUGGGUGGGAUUGAGUGAAUGGAAACAGUGUGGUUUAAUGUUAAAUCUCAAUUAUCAACAGAAAAACCCAGAAGUGACUAUUUUUCAUAAACAUGAUUAUAAAUAAUUGCUCAACCUAUUUUAG
Lepus europaeus (European hare) is the source of this 1302-nucleotide messenger RNA. RefSeq names its product mitochondrial ornithine transporter 1-like. The transcript is spliced from 7 exons. Gene Ontology annotation, molecular function: L-ornithine transmembrane transporter activity. Lineage: Eukaryota; Metazoa; Chordata; Mammalia; Lagomorpha; Leporidae. The record is from RefSeq and is a predicted model, not a curated record. Bases 182 to 844 code for a protein of 220 amino acids. Gene Ontology annotation, biological process: mitochondrial L-ornithine transmembrane transport.